Molecule: messenger RNA, 1905 nt
Organism: Nerophis lumbriciformis (worm pipefish)
Lineage: Eukaryota; Metazoa; Chordata; Actinopteri; Syngnathiformes; Syngnathidae
Source: RefSeq, a predicted model, not a curated record
AUGGGUCCCAGACCUCAAGUGGGGACUGAAUCUUCCCCCGAUUUCGACAAUGACAAUAAGAAAGAAGGUAUGUUAGCAUCCUACUCCACCGUGGACCUGGUGAAGGACGACCCGAUCGAGGACGACCCGUGGGACCUCCCAGAGCUUAAGGACGUGGGUGUCAAGUGGUCAGAUCUGGACACUAAAGGGAAGAUAAUACGAGUGGUGACCGCCAUCAUCAAGUUGGCGUUACUGCUCGGUCUUCUUUACUUAUUCAUCUGCUCCCUGGAUGUUCUCAGCUCGGCUUUCCAGCUAGUCGGAGGCAAAGCCGCUGGAGAUAUCUUCAAGGAGAACGUGAUCCUGUCCAACCCGGUGGCCGGCCUGGUGAUCGGCGUGCUGGUGACGGUGUUGGUGCAAAGCUCCAGCACGUCGUCGUCCAUCGUGGUCAGCAUGGUAUCUUCUGGAUUACUGGAGGUCAAGUCCGCCGUGCCCAUCAUAAUGGGUGCCAACAUUGGAACUUCGGUCACCAACACCAUCGUGGCCAUGAUGCAGGCAGGCAACCGAAACGAGUUUCGCAGGGCCUUCGCCGGCGCCACCGUGCACGACUUUUUCAACUGGCUGUCCGUGCUGGUCCUGCUGCCCCUGGAGGUAGCCACGGGGGUCCUGGAAAAGCUCACCCACCUCAUCAUCAAAUCUUUUCACAUCGAGUCGGGAGAGGACGCGCCAGACUUGCUCAAGAUCAUCACCACGCCGCUCACGGACUCCAUCAUUAAGCUGGAUAAAUCCGUCAUUACGGCAAUCGCCACUGGGGAUCCGUCUGCUAGAAACAGGAGUCUGAUCAAAAUCUGGUGCAAGACGGAGACCAACAUUACAUUCUGGAAUAGCACAGUAGAUGUCUGCCCGGCUGGUGUCCUAUGCUGGGAGGAAGGGAACGAAACGAUGGCCAUGUUGAACAAGACCUGGACAGAGAACAUAGAGAAAUGCUCGCAUAUUUUUGUCGACGCCAACCUGCCCGACCUGGCGGUGGGCCUGAUUCUUCUGGGUAUGUCGCUCUUGGUCCUGUGCACGUGCCUUAUCCUCAUUGUCAAGCUGCUCAACUCCAUGCUCAAGGGCCAGGUGGCGCUAGUCAUCAAGAAGGUGCUCAACACAGACUUUCCCUUCCCAUUUGGCUGGGUCACCGGGUACAUCGCGAUCAUGGUCGGAGCCGGGAUGACGUUCAUCGUUCAGAGCAGCUCCGUCUUCACUUCCGCCAUAACGCCUCUCGUCGGUAUCGGUGUCAUCAGCCUCGAGCGCGCCUAUCCUUUAACUCUCGGGUCGAAUAUCGGAACGACCACCACGGCCAUUCUCGCUGCUAUGGCGAGCCCAGGGGGAACGUUAGCCAACUCCCUGCAGAUUGCGCUCUGCCAUUUCUUCUUCAACAUCAUGGGCAUCAUGUUGUGGUAUCCAAUCCCGUUCACGCGGUUACCCAUCAGGCUAGCCAGAGGGUUGGGCAACCGCACGGCGCAGUACCGCUGGUUCGCCGGCCUCUAUCUCAUCCUCUGCUUCCUGAUUUUACCCCUCACCAUUUUCGGCCUGUCGCUGGCCGGCUGGCAAGUCCUGGUGGGCAUCGGAGUCCCCGUCCUGGUGCUCAUCAUCUUCGUGGUCUUGGUCAACAUCUUGCAGUCGCACUGCCCUCGCUUCUUGCCCAGCGUACUGCGUACGUGGGAUUUCCUGCCGAGGCCGAUGCGGUCCCUGGAGCCCUGGGACCGGGUUGUGACGUCCUGUCUGGGCUGCUGCAACCGUUACUGCUGCUGUAUCUGCAAUUGCUGCAACUGCUGCCAGAAGGAUGAAACAGAAACUGUGCGCAAGAAGAGCCUGGAGCUCCACGACAACCCGGUUUUGAACAUGGACGACGACCCCAAGGUCAUCCAAGGAACUCAUCUUUAA